Molecule: messenger RNA, 1551 nt
Organism: Carassius carassius (crucian carp)
Lineage: Eukaryota; Metazoa; Chordata; Actinopteri; Cypriniformes; Cyprinidae
Product: protein BEAN1-like
Exons: 6
Coding region: 381-1286 (301 amino acids)
Source: RefSeq, a predicted model, not a curated record
UUAUUUAUUCAGAAAGCCUUAGGAAGUGCCGGGAGACUCAGCCAUGAGGCGGAGAGCAUACAGAUGCACCAGUUGUUUACAGUGAUUUUUUUACAGUCACUGCUUUGAAAGCGCCGUGAUCAAGUAAAGAAAUCGUUUGGAUUCGGAGUAGAGCGGCGUUUGCGCAGCUGUCAGAUGAUUUGAUGUAAUGUAACAGUCUGUGAUCGAUGGCACAUGCAUGUAAGACUACCAAGCGAGAUAUUUAAACGAGUGGAGGAGCCGGAUUUGCAAGGAUUGUGGUAAAACAUGUCUGAGGAGGUUAGCAGAGUAAAAUUCAGCUGAGGCUCUGAGUCCAUAUGGGCUUUUUAGAGCACUCCGAGAAACACUGACGUUUAAGUUGCAUGGGGCUAUUUUCUCCUCUGCGAGCGGAUAUAAUCAAGGUUGGCAAGAAUUACACAAAAGCAUAUGAAAACAUCAUCCUUCGUUGUCCAAAGGAGAAGGUCAGAAUUGGAACCUGCUUGGUCAAUCGUUUAAGAUGUCACUAUAGGAAAGACUGUGGCAGGGAGUACAUGUUGAUGAAACUUAUUUGUUCAGUGAGCUCAAACCAGAGCAGUCAUGCUCACGAGUACCCAGACUGCCAAGAAGGGGGUAACGAAGCCAGCCUGCUGGUGUCCCCUCUGGUGGUGGCUGGCAUCGUCAUCGGCCUGGUGCUCGUCCUCUCCUGCAUCACCAUCAUUGUGGGCAGUCUGCGCAAAGACAGCCGCCUGCGCAACCCCCACCUGCGUGCCAGCUACGCUCCAGAUGGCCUCUCAUAUGGUGGCUCCAUUGGAGAGCUGAGGUCCACUUGUGUUGAGGACUUUCCCCCUGCAUUUGACUUUGACUCCUACGUGGAGACGCUGUCUCAAGUCAACGUUGUGUACCCAGACUCCCCACCUCAUUACGAUGAAUGUGUGGGACAAGGGACGCAGAUAUAUGUUCCUACGGAUGAUCCGCCCCCCUACUCCCUCACAGACCCAUGCCGGGAGCAUCCCGCCCCACGCAGUCACAGAGAGAUGGAUGAUCUGCUCGCUGGGGCUUCUUGGGUGUCAGCAAAUGGCUCUUCCCAUUACACAACCAGACUACAGGACUUCAGGCACCAGCCAGUCGCCUCCAUCUCUUUGUCAGCCUUACCUUUCGAUGAGGCACCGCCAUAUGAGGCAGUAGCGAGUGAACAAAACCAGCCCCUUCCUCUGAUGCCCCUGGAUCUGCUCAAACACACUACAGCGGACUGCAGUCCUCAGGACAGCGUUUCCCACAGGAUUCUGUAAUCCUGUCCUCUCCGGCAUACUCAUGCAUCACCUGUACCAAACCAGCUUUGAGAGGGAUUCUUUUGUGUGGCUGGGGUCUCCUGAGUCAAGAGCUGAAACAGACAUCUGCUGAAGCCCACAGUUACCUCUGACUUCAGCCGACACUGAUACUGUACCUCAUGUUUUAUGUGACACUGCGGGAGCCACCACAAGAGCACAGGUCUAUCGGUCACUUUUUUGAGCAACACCUCACCUUGUCUUUUGCUUAUGGUAUAAUUAGAUGGCA